Molecule: messenger RNA, 3039 nt
Organism: Dama dama (fallow deer)
Lineage: Eukaryota; Metazoa; Chordata; Mammalia; Artiodactyla; Cervidae
Gene: TMEM120B
Product: transmembrane protein 120B
Exons: 12
Coding region: 85-1104 (339 amino acids)
Biological process (GO): fat cell differentiation
Cellular component (GO): nuclear inner membrane
Source: RefSeq, a predicted model, not a curated record
CCGGCCGGCGGACACGCGUGGGGUGCGGGCGGCUUGCCGCGCCACGCUGCGGGAGCAGCCGCCGCCGCCUCGCACCACUGCACCAUGUCCGGCCAGCUGGAGCGUUGCGAGCGCGAGUGGCACGAGCUGGAGGGAGAAUUUCAGGAACUGCAGGAAACUCACAGGAUCUACAAGCAGAAGCUGGAGGAACUGAAUGCACUCCAGACUUCGUGUAGCAGCUCCAUCAACAAGCAGAAGACGCGACUGAGGGACCUGAAACUCACGCUCCAGAGGUACAAACGCCAUGCCAGUCGGGAGGAAGCGGAGCUCGUUCAGCAGAUGGGUGCCAACAUCAAGGAGCGGCAGAACGUCUUCUUUGACAUGGAGGCCUACUUGCCCAAGAAGAAUGGGCUCUACUUGAAUCUGGUUCUCGGCAAUGUGAACGUGACCCUUCUCAGCAACCAGGCCAAAUUUGCCUACAAGGAUGAGUAUGAGAAGUUCAAGCUCUACCUGACCAUCAUCCUGCUCCUGGGUGCUGUGGCGUGUCGAUUUUUCCUUCACUACAGGGUGACAGAUGAAGUCUUUAACUUCCUGCUCGUAUGGUAUUAUUGCACCCUGACAAUUCGGGAGAGCAUUCUUAUCAGCAACGGCUCGAGAAUUAAAGGCUGGUGGGUGUCUCACCACUACGUGUCCACGUUCCUGUCUGGAGUGAUGCUGACCUGGCCUAACGGACUAAUUUAUCAGAAGUUUCGCAAUCAGUUUUUAGCGUUCUCCAUUUUUCAGAGCUGUGUCCAGUUCCUGCAAUAUUAUUACCAGAGAGGCUGCCUCUACCGACUGCGGGCCCUGGGGGAGAGGAAUCACCUGGACCUCACUGUGGAAGGAUUUCAGUCCUGGAUGUGGCGAGGCCUCACCUUCCUUCUGCCCUUCCUGUUCUGUGGCCAUUUCUGGCAGCUCUACAAUGCCGUCACAUUGUUUGAGCUCUCCAGCCACGAGGAAUGCAAAGAAUGGCAGGUGUUCGUGUUGGCGCUGACGUUCCUCGUCCUUUUCCUCGGUAACUUCCUGACCACACUCAAAGUUGUGCACACCAAACUCCAGCAGAACAGAAGCAAGGCCAAGAAGCCGUGAGCCGCGGGGCCGGCGCCCCUCGAGACCCCGGACUUUGAGACUGCAGGGGAUCCCAGGCGGCGUCCUUGCUGCCCAUCUCCUCCCCAACAGUGCCAGUGACCACUGGCAGCGGUGACCUCAGGGGCCAGUGCAUCGCUGGGAGCAGGGCCGAGGCCCGGUCCCCAGCUGGACAAGAGGAAUGUGACCCCAGCCUGUCGGCGCAGUAUUAGCCGGCCCCAGCCUCCCUAUUUAUGACAUAUUUAAUAUCGCCUGCCCCCUUCCCUAGAAUCUGCUGCCCUCCUUCCCCCGCUGCUCUCUCGAGACUGGGUUAGUCUUCCUGGGAGGGGGCGGGGGGAACUAAGCCUCAGGGACCCCCUCUGUUCCCCAUCCUGUCACUGAGCCCCUCAGGUUUGGGCUUCGGACGUGCCUCGCUGGGGUUGGAGCCUCCCGCCCCGGGCGCCGCUUCUUCUGUGAGCUCCGGCGCCCUCCGGGGUGUUUCAGUUCUCAGAGAACCACUGUCGGGUCUGUGCCUCCUGCUAUUGUGCUUCCCAAGUCUCCCGCUCGCUGGCCGCCAGGGCUUGGCCUGAGGCAGGGGAGUUCUCCGAGGGUCACCACCAGAGGGCACCCCUGCACUGUUUGGCUGGUUUGAGGGUGUGUUUCCCUCCCACCACCCCCACCCCGGACAAAGUUUGGGUCCACUCUUGGGGGGGAGUUGCUUCCUGACCCCCACUCCUCAGCCCACCUUCCCAGAUUCAUGCAGUGAGUAACUCAGGGAGUGGGGACAAGAUUCAGCUUUGGCUGGGACUUCAGCCAGCAUGGAGGUCACCCGUGCUCCGGGCUUCCCCCCUUCACCUCAGAGGUUCUGGAAUGUAGCGGGGAGGAGAGGCAAGUCUGAGCAGGCUCACUUUGUGGAGGUCACCCUCUGAAGGUCGUGGCAGGCCUGCUGGUCACCUCACAUUAGGUUCGCUAUCUGUGAAGAAGCCAAAAGGUUUGGUUGCAUUUUCUGCGUUUUCUCCUCAUAUGGGCUUCAGGCACCCUUAACAACUUACCUAGAAAUCUCUGUUGGCCAGAAUUCACAGAUGGUGUCUGUAGUCAUGCUCUGGCCCUCGAAGGAGUUUAAAUUUUCAAAAUACAGUAUUUCCCCUCCCUCCAGUAAGAUUCCACAUGAAAAAAUCCAGAUUUCUACUUUCCCUAGAGAGAUGGAAAGAUCUAGAAACAUUCCCACAGAGCAGCAUUUGGCUGGGCUGAGCUGCCUUGCCUAGGGUGGGAGCUUGCUUUCUAGUUUGCCCCACUACUUCCUUUCAUCCCUACCCUACUUCACUCAUUUGGGUCUCCCAUCUGGCCCUUUAGGAACUUGGGUUUGCCCCAGCCUAGGAGUUGGCAAACUUUUUUCUGUAAAGAGCCAGAUGGCAAAUAUUUUAGGCUUUGAGGGCCAGAUGGUCUGUGUCACACGAGUCUGCCGUUGGAGGGCAAAGGCAGCCAAUGCAUAAAUGAAUGGGCGUGGCUGUGUUUCAAUAAAAGUUUAUUUACAAAAAUAGGCAGUGGCCAGAUUUGGUCCAUAGACUAGUUUGUGGACCUCCUCUAUCCUAAACCAUUCUUUUUUUGUCCACGAAGCUCUGGACUGAAUGCUCUGUUGAAUCCCCCUAGGCAUGGCAGGGCCUUGGGAAACCUAGGUGGGGUAGGGUAAGUUUUAUGUCUCUUUCUCAGGCCCAGUGGAGGCCAGAGCACUAGGCAAGGGAGGGGGCCGAGGCAGAAGAUACCAAGGAGGGCAGGAACCACCUGACGCCAUGAUCUCAUAGUAGGUAAAGCUGAUUCCCCGGCUUAUUCAGGAACCACCAGCUCACAAUCUCUGGGGCAUCAGAAUCACCUGGGACCCCAGACCUUUCAGGAGGUUCAGUGAAGGUGUGCUGGGGGUUAAUCUCCCAGGAGGCCAGGAUGGCCUUGGUGUGUGGUCUC